AAUUAAUUGUAUGUCGAUAUUGAUCGUUUCAAAAAUGGCUAAUUUCAAUAAUCCUGAAGAAAUAAUUCAUCAUUACAAAUUUAUACUUAAUAAAACAAAGAAAAAAUUAUUUAGAAAGUUAAAUACAUUGGAGCCUAGUGACCAAUUUGCUAAGCUAGCAAAUUCUUGUCAAAAAAAUGACAAACAUUCUUAUGCUGCAUUGUGUUGGCAAGCAGUAGCUAAAUGUGAGGAAUCAAUGGGUCAUAACUGUGAACAAGCUCUUGCUCAUCAAAAAGCAGCCUGCCAAUUUUUUUCUGAAUUUAAAAAGACUGAAUCUUCUGGUUUCAUAUCACCUUAUAAUGAACAUUUACAUGCAGGCUUAAGUGAAAUGUGUCAUGCUGAAGAUAGUUGGCAAGGGAGUUUGUUUGAAAAUAUUAUAAAAACUUCAAUACGUCUAGAAACAGCUGAAAGUCUUGUACAUUUAGGUAAAUUGGAUGAUGCAGCUUUUAUUGGAAAUAGUUUGAUUGAUGUUCCACAUGAAAGUCAAACUCUUAAAUUAGUUGUUCUAGAACAAGUAACUUCCAAUCAAAUUCUAUCUGAAGAUUAUGAAGGUGCUCUGUUAACUUUCACAGAAAUUGCAAAUAUUAUUUCCUGUACAGACAAUAACACUAUUGGUAUUUAUAAUGAUAUUUUGCUUAGAUGUGAAAUAUCACGAGUAUUUUUAUUACUUAUACUGAAACAUACUCGUCAAAAAAUGCCUAGUGAUUUAGCUUCAGUGUUGGAGAAAUACAUGUGGAUUAAUGGAAAUUUUGAUUCUCCUGUUUCUUAUAUAUCUGAUGUAAUAUUUCGAUUACUUCAUUCUUUGGUUAAAUCAUAUCAACUUGGAGAAACUACCUGCUUAGGUACAAUUGAAUCUAAUUUUACACCACAUUUAACACCAGAACAAAGACAUUUACUAGCUGUAUUAAUAAAUACAAUGACAUAGUUUAAAGUUUUUGUUGUACAUUAUUAUAAUUAAAAUGUAUGAUAC
Molecule: messenger RNA, 1009 nt
Organism: Sipha flava (yellow sugarcane aphid)
Lineage: Eukaryota; Metazoa; Arthropoda; Insecta; Hemiptera; Aphididae
Product: factor VIII intron 22 protein-like
Exons: 8
Coding region: 11-964 (317 amino acids)
Biological process (GO): vesicle cytoskeletal trafficking
Cellular component (GO): early endosome
Source: RefSeq, a predicted model, not a curated record